UUCGUGACACGGUAGCCGGUGCGCUCUACCAAUUAAACAAGAUCGAAGGAUCGCCUUUCUCGAAACCGAUUCGCAACUAUAGUGUGCGUGUGUGCGCGUGAGUGUGUGUGCGCGUAGUGACACGCGUUAUCGGUGCGACGAAUCAUAUUACGUCGUUUGGUUCUUCUCUCGCGAUCACGUUUCUCGAAAGUUUUCGGACGUUCGACGAACAAGUAACGACUUUGGAGAAACAUCGAACAGAGCGCGAUUGGCCGAGCGAGUGAAUCGGUGUGUGGCAGCGCGCCUACGUCGCUCGUCGACACGAAAUAAUAAAUACUGCGAGAUCGUGGAGCGAAGGAAAGGGUGAAAUCAGUGUCGUAAUCGUCGGAGGGCGGAGAAAGUAUCGUCCAAUGUGUUUUCAACGAUUGUAGAUGCUUUCGGACGAGGCACAUAUAUGGAGAACAGUAUCGGCUGUUGGGCCGCUGUGAACGGAACGCGUGUUCGGCAACAAGCAUUCACCAAGCUCGAAAAAUGUACUGUUUCGAAACGUGGAAUAACUUGGCGUAAACGUUGCGCGGACGUUGAUUCGCGAUAUUAAUCGCGGUUACCGCUAUCGAAGCGUAGUUUCCUCCAGGCAGAACGUAACAGGAAGAUGGUUUCGCUGGCUAGGUAACGCUGCAACGCGAAUUAACUCGAAUUAAUCUGCUGCCGUUUAACGUUAUUUCGCUGACGGCGUCGCGCGGUGCCGAAUCGAUUUUUGCCGCAGGAUCCUCACCGAACGGAGGGGCGACCGUACGAAAAGGGUGAAAGAGAAGGUAGACGCGAAAGAGGAAGAAGGGACGGCAGGUCGAAAAAGGAAAGCCACGCUGAUUCGCGACUGGAAGACCUCGGAGUUGUACCUUAAGAUCGCAGAAACGCGCAAGCGUGCACGUUCGCCGAGGCGACCGACACGGACCAAACGGAGAAGAACCACGACGAUACAGAUGAAAGAGAGAGACAACGGGAGAACCAGUGCAGCCUCGCAACCUCUGUCUUUUUCCCUUUCUCUCUCUCCCCUCUCCUCUCUUUCUCCCUGGCUAGCUGUAAGGAUGUAAGGACUCGAGGAGGACGCGCGUGGUUCGCUCCUGCAACCAAAACGAGCCUUCUGUUCGCGAGGAAUCCUUCGGCCACUCGUUCCAAUGGAUAUUCGACUCGCAGCACGAGAUCGUAACUCGCCAAGAAACAACAGCGGAAACGACCAGCCACGUUGAGAGGGUAGGGCCGUAAACGGAGAAUGAUCGUCUCGUUUUUGUUAGAUUUUCUUUCCAAGGGCAGGCGACGCGAUUCGAGAAAGUAUGAAGCAACGCGGUGGAUAACGAGGCAUGUUAAAUAGCUAACGAACGAGAAUUUCCGAACAAUUGUACACAUGAGAUCGCGGUAUUCGAAGAAGAAGUCUCGAAGACGCGUCGAGGAAACGGCGAAAGGAUAAUAGAAAGUGGAGGAUGAAACGUAAGACGACUGUUUGAGCGGAGAGUGGACGAAGGGCCGAACUCAUGAGGCCGUUGUCCUUCGAGAACCUAAGGAGGCUCGUCGGCCGCAAGAAGGACCGCAACGAGCCAUCCUUCAAACGCAGCGAGUCCUUCAAAAGGAUAUCGAUAAGAAAAAGUUAUUUGGAUCGGGGCAAGCGACGUAACAAGCUUCAGAAAAACUUGGAGCCGACUGUCGCGCCGACUGCCAUCGAGUCCAACUUGAAGCCGAUCGAGAAGCAGACCAUAAUAAAGGAACAGAAACCGCGAAAGCUACAGGACGACACGUUGACUCGCGAAUCGAUCAGCUACGACGAAUGGCUACAGGGUGUUAGCUCGUCUUCACGCGAGAAACUGGACGAGGCGCAUCGCGAUCAGCAACAAAACAAGCAACAACACGUUCCGGCAAGAAACAACGUUUCCAAGGUUCAAAAGCAAAACGAAGCCGACCACGUGGCCGAGGACCUGAAGGUUCUCGAGUUGGACGCGUCGCCCGUGUUGCCCUCGAAACCGUUCAGAGUCUGCAACGAGACGAUCCAAGAGAAGAAUAGUCAUCAGGAUAUCCUGCAGGUUCAGGAACCGUCGAUCGAAGGACCACCCAGCGUCAGCAUCAAUCUCGGUCGAAUAUGGAGGGACGCGGUGCCGAUGCCCUUCCCUUCGUCCUCGGGUUCGUCGAUACACCACUCGUUAGAUAGCGCGCUGAAGGAGAGGAAGCCUCAACCCACCGUAGCGAGAACGGUGUCCGCUCCGGAGAAAAGCGUGGCUGGCAAAGACGUCUCGUCGGCGUUCGGAUUUUCUCUGAGGAUCGCCAAGCUGGCCGAUUUUCGUGCAGGGGCUACGAGGAAUGGUUUCUUUAACCGAAGGACGAGCAAACCGUCGCCAAGCGUGAGCGCCGAGGGUUACUUUAAACGAACGAACAGCUCGAGGCGGUCUAGUUCUCGACGACGUGGAAGGCGGACGUCUCAGAGGACGAAGAAGUCUCAGCUUCAGGUUCAGCCGGUGCGAUCGAACAGCCCCGUGUGGUUCGUACCACCGGAAAGGCGGCGCUCGAGACGUCAGAGACGAGUGUGGCGCGAGAUCAGAUACUUCCCUGAGACCGAAAUUCCCGUGAUCGAAAGAAUCGACGACUGUUCGUCGAAUCUGUCGGACGAUCAGUUCGACGAUCUGAAGCUGUUGCUUUCAGGGGACUUUAACGAUAGACGAGAGGGAGGCUUGAACUCGUUGGUCUCGUCCUCGUUGGGUUCCUUUUCAGCAACAUCCUCCUCAUCGUCGGCUUGUCGGGCACCAAAGAUCAGCGAUUUCAACGAAGACAAACUGUUCUCCGAGGAGCUACGAACCAGCGGCGUUCUCGCGCGAAGAACCACAUGGCGACCCAUAACUUCCAACUACUUCGCCAGCAACCAGUUUCUCAGCUUCCUGUCGAAAGGUUCGAGCAACCUCAUCGGCAAAGAGAGGACGAGGGCCGACUACAGGUGUCUCUCGUCUACCGACAGCGAAACCGAGGACGAGUCCGAUCGUGUUGGUCUUGAGCGCAGGAAAAGCUCUCACGCGAUGCAUAGGCAGCAAUACCUGAAGAGGCAAAGGUCGGGACUCAGAAGAAGGCCACUCAGGCGAAAGUCUCAGCUUCGAAAAGCUUCCGGCCAGCCAGUCUUUCUCGUGCGAAAGUGCUCGUCCUUGAGGAAAAGACCCAGGGACAUUACACAAAAGGGAUACGAAAAGAAACGGACGCGUCUACUGCAGCAGUAUGCGUCGAAGCAGUUGGGAGGCCGGCUAGUACCUGGCGGGAUCGCCAGUCCCCCGGGAUCUGGCGGCUCCACCGGAAACACCGGGAAUUCGAACUCAGCGGCUGCGAGACGCGGCAAUCGCAGACUUACGCGCAAUGAGAGCCGCUAUCAUUCCGAGGUGCGCCAGGAGGCGGUGCAACAAGCUUUGGCAGCGAUGCAGGGUCGUCCGAAGCCGUCGUUGCCGAUGCCAUCGAAAAGAACCUCCGUGAUGGCUAGGAGUCCCGACCGAGAGCGUCGCGACAGCGGGGAGUCGAGUAGCGACGAGGACAGCGUCGUCACCGAAGAGAGUCCUGGUGCUGGUGGUCCAACGGGCACAGGACUGUCGGAUACCAGCAGCACCGGUUCGGCGCGAGACACGCCUCCGCCUCCGAGACCACCGGCUAGGAGACCUCCUUGCGCGGACAUCACAGAUAUCGCGGAAUACACGCCUCACGCGUACUGCAACAUCCAGCCGCCGGACGUGACGCACACCAGCAACACUCCGGCUGCACAGCAGUCGACCAGGCGACCUGGCGCUGAUCGAGUGAAUCGUUAUCACGUGGUCGAGGAUCAGAACAACACCGGCACUACCGGCCGCUGGAAAGUAUCCGCUAAGAUUCAACAGUUGUUGAAUACUUUGAAACGACCGAAACGACGACCGUUGCCUGAAUUCUACGAGGACGAUGACAUCGAGCUGGAAAUCGCCGCCAAUCCCAAAGAUCCGAACGCUCCGAAACCGGAAGGCGGCUCUAUGACCUCCGCCGUUGGCGAGCCACUGUCGGUCGCCGCGGGAUUGCCCAGGUCGCUCGAGGCCGCCAUACAAAGGUAUGGCUCGGCAUCGUAUAAGGCGCCAGUGGCGACAGUUCUCGAUCCAAACGGCAAGCUUUGCGUGACGCUCACCUAUGGAAAGCUUCUGAGUCGUUCUCAUAAAAUAGCCUACACGCUGUUGAACAAGGCUCUAAGUCGCGGCGGGGAUUGUUGUUUGAAACCUGGCGAUCGAAUCGCCCUGGUUUACCCAAACAACGACCCCAUUAGCUUCAUGUGCGCAUUUUACGGUUGUCUUCAAGCCGGCAUUGUGCCUGUGCCGAUCGAAGUCCCUUUGACGCGUCGAGACGCAGGCUCCCAGCAGAUUGGUUUUCUUUUGGGCAGCUGUGGAAUUCAGGUGGCAUUAACCAGCGAAGCUUGUCUGAAAGGUCUGCCAAAAACGGCGGCUGGCGAGGUAGUGGCAUUCAAAGGCUGGCCAAAGCUUCACUGGUUCGUUACGGAACAUCUGGGCAAAACGCCGAAAGAUUGGCUGCCACCGCCGCGAUUAACCGACGACACUCCGGCGUACAUUGAGUACACGACGGACAAGGACGGGUCGGUGAUGGGAGUGACGGUGACGAGAUCGGCGAUGCUGGCACAUUGUCGAGCUCUGACGCAAGCCUGCGGCUACACGGAGGGAGAGAACGCCGUCUGCGUUUUAGACUUCAAACGAGAGGUUGGCCUGUGGCACAGCACCCUCACCAGCGUUCUAAACGGGAUGCACGUGAUCUUUAUUCCGUACGCUCUGAUGAAAGUAAAUCCCGCGAGCUGGAUGCAGAUGAUCACCAAGCAUCGUGCCAGCGUGGCUGUGGUGAAAUCGCGAGACCUCCACUGGGGUCUUCUUGCCACGAAAGAUCACAAGGACAUUUCCUUGUCGUCACUGAGAUUGUUGUUGGUCGCGGACGGUGCCAAUCCCUGGUCACUUUCUUCCUGCGACCAAUUCCUUUCGGUAUUCCAAUCUAAAGGUCUGCGGCCUGAUGCCGUGUGUCCGUGCGCGUCCUCCAGCGAAGCUCUCACCGUAUCGGUGAGAAGACCAGGCCGUGCUGGAGUAAACGCCACUGGACGAGGCGUGCUCUCUAUGUCUGGCCUGAGUUACGGCGUUGUCAGAGUCGAUCAAGAGAAUUCUCUCACUUCCUUGACUCUUCAAGAUUGCGGCCAAGUGAUGCCCGGAAGUAUCGUUGUUGUGAUCAAGAUGGAAGGACAACCGUUCAUCUGCAAAACCGACGAAGUAGGCGAGAUCUGCGUGCAUAGUUCGGCAACUGGGAACCAAUAUUGGGGACUACAGGGACUGACGAAUAAUACGUUUAAAGUCUCCCCGCUUCAAGCCGAUGGAAGUCCGCUGGGUGACGUAGAAUACACCCGUUCUGGUCUAUUGGGUUUUCUGGGUCCUGGUGGUCUUGUGUUCGUUUGCGGUUCGCGCGACGGUCUUAUGACGGUCACGGGAAGGAAACAUAACGCCGACGAUAUCAUUGCUACUGUGUUAGCCGUUGAACCCAUGAAGUUCAUUUAUCGUGGAAGAAUAGCCGUUUUCAGCGUACGCGUCCUCAGGGACGAGCGAAUAUGCGUCGUUGCAGAACAGAGACCCGACUGCAGCGAAGAGGAAAGUUUCCAAUGGAUGUCCCGGGUACUUCAAGCGGUAGAUUCCAUUCACGCUGUUGGAAUAUAUUGUCUGGCGUUGGUUCCGCCAAAUUACCUUCCGAAAACACCGCUGGGCGGUAUUCAUUUGUCGGAAACGAAACGACGUUUCCUAGAGGGUACUCUGCACCCGGCUAAUGUUCUUCUUUGUCCGCACACUUGUGUUACCAAUCUACCCAAACCACGCGAAGUCCAUUCAGCGGGGGAUUCUGUUGCAGACGUUGGUCCGGCCAGUGUCAUGGUGGGCAACAUUGUUCAGGGUAAUAGACUAGCUUCGGCCCAAGGACGAGACAUGGGUGUCCUAGACGAGGAUAGUGAUAAUGCUAAAAAGUAUCAAUUUAUUUCGGAAAUACUUCGAUGGCGUGCUGUCAGUACCUCCGACCAUGUUAUUUUCACGUCGCUGAAUGCAAAAGGAGCCGUAGCAACUUCCUUGUCAUGCUCUCAGUUGCACAAGAAAGCCGAACGGAUCGGCAAUCUGUUGUUAGAUCGUGGAAGAAUCAAUACCGGAGAUCACGUGGCAUUAAUAUUUCCUCCUGGUACUGACUUGAUAUGCGCGUUUUAUGGUUGCCUGUAUGUUGGCGCCGUGCCAGUUACGAUUAGGCCACCUCACCCGCAAAACCUCCAAACCACUUUACCAACCGUUCGCAUGAUCGUGGACGUCAGUAAGUCUGUGCUCGUGCUCACGAAUCAAAAUAUCCUGAAACUGUUGAAAACAAAGGAAGCGAAUAAUGUCGUCGACAUUAAGAGUUGGCCGACGAUUCUCGAUAUGGACGACAUGCCAAAGAAGAAGCUACCUGUUAUGUACCGAGCGCCCACAGCGGAGAUGCUGGCUUAUUUGGACUUCAGCGUCUCGACGACGGGGAUGCUCGCAGGAAUUAAAAUGUCCCACGCAGCGGUGACGUCUCUUUGUCGUGCCAUGAAACUUGCCUGCGAAUUGUAUCCAUCUAGACACAUCGCUCUAUGCUUGGAUCCCUACUCUGGAUUAGGAUUCGCUCUUUGGUGUCUAAGCAGUAUAUACAGCGGUCAUCAUUCCAUACUUAUACCACCGUCGGAGGUGGAAGCCAAUCCGGCAUUGUGGCUGUCGGCAGUUAGUCAAUCCAGAGUAAGAGAUACAUUCUGUUCUUACGGUGUGAUGGAAUUGUGCACGAAAGGUCUCGGUUCUUCUGUUCAUGCUCUGAAAGCGAGAGGCGUUAGUUUGGCCUGUGUUAGAACGUGCGUCGUUGUCGCUGAAGAAAGACCGCGAAUCGCACUUACUACGAGCUUCAGUAAACUCUUCUCCGCUUUGGGUCUGAGUCCCCGUGCGGUCUCGACCUCGUUCGGAUGUAGAGUAAACACCGCUAUUUGCUUACAGGGUGCAUCGAGCCCAGAACCUUCUACGGUAUACGUUGAUCUCCGCGCAUUGCGCAACGACCGAGUAUCCCUGGUUGAAAGAGGUAGUCCGCACUCUUUGUGCCUGAUGGAGUCAGGCAAAUUAUUACCAGGAGUGAAAGUAAUCAUUGCCAAUCCAGAAACGAAAGGACAAUGCGGAGAUUCUCAUUUAGGCGAAAUUUGGGUGCAGUCUGCUCACAAUGCCAGUGGCUAUUUCACGAUAUAUGGCGACGAGAGCGAUUACGCGGAUCAUUUUAACGCUCGCCUCGUAACAGGAAACACGAAUGAAGUUUACGCCAGAACUGGUUAUCUCGGUUUCCUAAGACGUACCGAAAGCGUUCAACAGUCGGUUAUCAGUGACAUUCCCGGUGACACAUCUACCGAGGCGGAUCUGGUUCCUGGUGAUUCUGAGUUACACGAUGCUGUGUUCGUGGUUGGCGCCCUCGACGAAGCCAUUUUACUUAGAGGAAUGCGAUAUCACCCGAUCGAUAUCGAAAACAGCGUAAUGAGGUGUCACAAGAAGAUAGCAGAAUGUGCCGUAUUCACAUGGACCAACCUCCUAGUAGUAGUGGUGGAACUCGACGGAAGUGAAAGCGAAGCUUUAGAUCUCGUGGCGUUAGUUACCAGCGCUGUACUAGAAGAACACCAUCUGGUAGUCGGUGUGGUAGUCGUAGUAGAUCCUGGAGUAGUUCCAAUAAAUUCGCGUGGCGAGAAGCAACGAAUGCACUUGCGCGAUGGUUUCCUAGCGGACCAGCUCGAUCCGAUUUACGUAGCGUAUAACAUGUGAGCGAUAUCAGAGAACGCAGAAAAUGCAUUACAUAACGAACAACAAGAGACUGGUAUCGUACUUUCCAGUCAUGUCCUUACUACCAUGCCGACGCAUAGGUAUUCUCGACUCGAAGUCGCGAACUGCAUUUCAAAUUUUUGUCCUUUGUUAAAGGAGGUGAUCUCUCUACGGAGAAGUUGGAAUAUAUUGCGAGGACUCGACGUAUUUUUAAAGCGAACAUCGUCCCUAAACAAUUUAUAUCCUUCGUUUGAAAGAAUAACGUGUGUAUUCAAAUUUUUUAUCUCGUCGAUGUAUUAAAAGGAGUAAGAAAGUUCGUCACACUUUGAAAUUUCCAACCGCUUGGUUAUCGAUACUUAUUACUUAUGAGAGGAAGCAUUACUUUCUGCGUUGUGAGUAGCAAGUGUGAACGCUCGUUAGGAGAGAAGGAGAAACAGGAAGAAUAUAAAAGAACCGCUGUAGACAGGAAAUGUCGACAAACGAUUACUUUAUAAAAAGUAGUCGACCGAGAAUUCUACUUAAAACGAUGAAGAAUGUCGAAGGAUAUGCUGAAAGCAUUAUGAAUGCUUACAGAGUUAAGGAGAUUUACGUAACCAUUCGUACAGCAUCAACGAUUCUCAACUCGCAGCGAAGAAGCAAAAAUGCAAAAUUAAUCUUGAACAUCUUCGAACUUGAGACUGCCACGGACAAGUAUAUACAGCUCAGACAUGACUCAGCUGUUUUUGCUAAAAUUAUGCUUUUAUACAUUGUAUUACCUGAAUAUUAAAGUGACGAAUAGUACCAGUCAUUAUUUAUCAACGACAUCAGAACGGUAGUGAGCUUUUUUAUAAGAGGAAAAUGGAAGAAGUUAUUUUAACGAAGAUGUAACUUUAACGAGUGAGUUUCAUUGAGAAAUCGCACUUUAUUAAAAAAAAAUGGACGAUUGUUCCGCGAACUAGGUACAGGUAUAUACAAUUAUCUGAUGUCUAUUAGAAAAAGUAAAAGAAUUUGAUACACUUUAUCGUAGACUCGUGUAGCUUGACAAUUUUUUACUACAUAAAGUAACGGUUAGCUAACGUAAUCACACUAUUGUAACGUAAAAAGUUUUAACUGUCUACAUUUUUUCUAAUAUAUCGUUGCUGGAAAGGCAUAUAUACAUAGUUCGCUAUCGCUCUGACUAUCUAAUUUUCGUUCGGGGAAGUUUCUACGUUGUUGGUGUCUUACAACGAUUUUUAGGUGAAUCGAUUUGGAGACAUGACCGAGUGGUCGUGACUUCAAUUCGAUAAAGGUUUCGUUACAUUUAGCUGCGUUGCGCACAACAUCGCUCUUUUUAUACGUUAAAGUAUUUAUAUUAUAUUUCACAGCACGCAGUAAACCCUGAAUACGGUGUUACAUACGUUCUGAAAGCGUACUUUUUUUAUACUCACGUCCAUUGAAAGUUUACUCUCUUCCGAUUUCGACGAAAACAAUGAACACAAAGUAGUAGUAUAUGUAUUCUUAAGUUUGUAAAGUUUGAAUGAAAAUGAUUUAUUGCGUGCUGAGAGGGUACACUUUGAAAAUCAGCCGAAUCACUUAGACAAUUUUUCCAUAAAAAAGAAAGACUAAGACGACGUUAACGCAAAUUUGCAUCUCAGGGUUUUACAUCAUUUAUGACAAAUGAUAUGAUAUAAAAAAAAAGAAGAAGCUAUUUAGAACAACUCUUUUUGGAUGACAUUUAAAAAGGAAGACAAGGAAUAUAAUAGCACAAAGAAUUCAAGCAAGAAAGUAGUCGAAAUAAGUAGCGCCGAUGCGUCUGACCCUGCAGUUUUUAUCUCUCUAGCCGAUAUGGAAAAGUUACCCUCGAACUAUAAAUAUCGGUCAACGUAUACGCCAAAAAUUUAAAUAUACGCCAACUUUCCUCUCCUUUUCUUCUUACCUUUUUAUGCACAAAUGCGUUCUUUUCGUGAAAUUGGUCUUUUUGAUCAAAGCUCAAUCUACGUAUAUCAACAACGCUACGACAAUAAUCGACUUUCGGGUUAAAAUCACUUAUUUUCUUUCUUAUUCUUACAUUCGAUUAAAUAUACGUUUAGUUUUAUUUGUUAACCGACCAGAGUUUCAAUCGAGCGUCGUAACUGAAAGUUCGAUUACUUGGAAAAUUGUAUCGAUUUCCAUAACAGGUUCAAAUGACAACGAGCGAGAUAUUGGCAACGUAUAGAUCAUUGUUGGCCUAUCGAUAAUUAUUUGCAAGCGCAGAGAUCUACUCAUGCAUGUAUGUACGUAUACUGUCUACGCCAUUUUGCUCAAACAUUGCGGAGAAGUAGAGAGAAAAGCAAAGAAGUAGAUGGGAAGAAUUACGGAUUAAAACCCGAAGGUCGAUCGCGUCCUUUCUCCUCUUAUUGGAGUUUUAUUAUUUUUGAGAUGUUUUCUAUCGAUGUGUACAUUUGUUGAUAGUUUUAUAAUUUUAUAUUCUUAUUUUAAUAUAAUGGCAUACGACUAUGAGGCGUGCGCCGACCCUCGAGGUACCGUGCAUCGGCUCUUGCCAGAAACGUGUUGCAAUUUAAACGAAGCGGACUUGUCAAUUUCAUCUUUUUCCUUUGCGUCGUUAGAAGGCUCGUAUUAAACUUCGUACGAAAAUAGACGCGCGUAUUAUAUUUUCUCUUGUAUCGCGCACUGUAAGAACGUAAGUAGUGCGAUGCAACCUGUUCCACAACUUGGUUAUGUUUACAACAGAGAUGUAACCUACGCUAACAAUAUUGGCGGUUUCUACAGAAAAAUGAAAUUUCACGCGAAAGAAAAGAAUAUCAAGGCCUAUUUUUGAACGGAACAAUAUUUUGCGCAAUGUUUCUCCCGGCAACAAUAACACUCGUAUAUAUUGAUCUAAUUCAGAAUAUUGAAUCGUUGAAGUGUAAGAACGUAAACUAUUCACGUUAUACGUGAAAUGAAUACGAGUAGACUAAGUAAUCGCACAAGGCGUGUCUAUAAUAAAUACGAAGUAGUAGAGUUAAAUACGAGCCUCGUAAUUGAAGAAGCCCAGUCUAUCGGGAACCGACUCCGAUCAUCGACGAUAACCUCGUUGACGCGAUAUGCAUAAUUCGCAAGUUAUAAUAAUAAUAAUUAGUUAUCCCAUAUUCCGGGCGCCAAUUUACAGGCGCCAAAAUGUAAAUACGUAUAGAAACAGACGAGUUAGGCUCCUUUUCUUCGACGCGUCUUACAUUUCUCACGGUUGCUGUAAUCGUAUUGGACACAAUGUUUGUGUUCGUUUGCGAUACAACGUACGCGAGAAUAUCGAAUUACGAGCUCUUGUUCGUUUCAUCUGUUUUGUGUUGGUAGCAACGAAACAGUGACUAUCAUCGGAUACGUACAACAGUAGGAAAAUGUAAAACGUUUCAAGCGUAAAGGGUGUUAAAUACGAUUCUAUAGACCCUCUCUUUAUUACUUUUUCUUUUUUUUUCUCUCUCUCUCUUUUAAUGAUUAAGGUAUCGUGCCAUGUCAUCUUACGUCCUUUCGCGCUUUUACGCACGAAGAGACACCGAUGAUAAUAAUAAAGAAUCGCGCGUCGCCGUUCUACAGGAUCGUAUAUCAAUUCACCGGUAUUUUAUUUAAAUAGUAGCUAUACGCCGAGAUUCUCGGAACGUUAGGCUACGUAGAAGCGUGCGUUGUGUUUGCGAAGACGCGAGGAUGCGCGCGACGAAACUGUUUCUUCGUGCGUAAAAGAUCCGGAAACACAGCGGUGCACCCCGAUCACGGUAGGAAUGUGCAGCGUCAGGAAGUUUUUAUCGAGUUUGACUAAAAACACACACACACAAAAAAAAAAAAAAAAGAAGAAAAAGAAGAACCCCGUCUUUUUAUUUAUUACAUAGCAGUAAAGCUAUACUUUCGCUUUUCGUUCCUGUUAACCUAUCCGUUUAGAAAAUGUGUUCGUCUAAUUUUCAAGUACAAACCGAAAUCGUAUUCUCACUUUUGACUGGUUCGUUCGUUUACUGUGUAAUGUCCAUUCAACGAUCUGUACAGAUCUGUACAUCUUCAGAGUGUUUCUACCGAGCUAUAACUGAGUGAGAGGAAAAGAGCGAUUGAGAGUUUUUUCACGAAAGUUUCAUUAUCGAGAAAGUAUUUUCAUUGACGAGUAUGUACCGCGCUAGAGUCGCGCGCCGAUUUGUUUGAUAUGCGUAUACACACGAAUCCACGGACCAUGCAAAUGGGGUCAUCGAAGGAUCGAACGAAAAGAGAAGGAACGUUACGCAAUCCUACGAGUGGGGCUGAGAGUGCGUGCGUGCGAGCAACCCGAUUGUAUUAUGUAUAAAUGUUGAUAACUAGUUGAUAGAAACGUGAAGAUACUUGUCACGCCGUUAACGAUCGCGUAUUAUCACGUUCGAUUCGGAACAAAAAAAAAAAAAAAGAAAAGAUAGGUCGAUCGAUUGUGAAAUCUUAGGAUCUCUCUGAGAAACGGUAUCGCGUAAUCCUGGACCCUGGUUUAAUGGUCCUAGGCUGUGUAAAUACUACCCUUGUACCCAUUGCGUUUAGAGGUUACUAAGGUACAAUAUAGUUUGUACGUUGAAGUAUAUAUAUAUUAUAUAUAUAUAUAUAUAUAAAUAUUACUACACAGAGUAAUAAUAUAAACGGUCGCUGUCCUUACCAAGCCGUAGCAUUUUGCCUGUAUCAGUCGGACGAGAAUAUUAAUAUUUCGUGUAUCCACCCCUCGUACCAAGUACCAGCCCGUUUUCAUUCCUUCUCGUCUCUUCGAUCGAGACGCGGAAGGAUUGAUAAAAAAAAAAAAAUACAGAAAAGAGAAGAAAAAAUAAACGGGAUAAACGCGAGAAAUCGAAGCACAGGAAUUAUAGGAACAUCAUAGCAAUUUCUCUAUGGUCCGUAGCGGACUUUUUCCUUGUUUCAAGUGAG
Bombus impatiens (common eastern bumble bee) is the source of this 12692-nucleotide messenger RNA. RefSeq names its product disco-interacting protein 2 (gene DIP2). Bases 1512 to 7841 code for a protein of 2109 amino acids. The record is from RefSeq and is a predicted model, not a curated record. NCBI's taxonomy places the organism in Eukaryota, Metazoa, Arthropoda, Insecta, Hymenoptera, Apidae. The transcript has 17 exons.